CUGAUUGGCCGACGCUGCCGGAGGGUUACAAUUCAAACGCGGGCGGGCGGGCCUGCAGCCCUGCAGUUGCAGCCGUGUUUUCCGAGUUCCUGUCUCUUUGCCAGCGCCGCCCGAUGGCCUCCCAAAACCGCGAUCCGGCCGCCGCCAGCGUCGCGGCGGCCCGUAAAGGAGCCGAGCCCAGCGGGGGCGCCGCCCGGGGCCCGGUGGGCAAAAGGUUACAGCAGGAGCUGAUGACCCUCAUGAUGUCUGGUGACAAAGGAAUUUCUGCCUUCCCUGAAUCAGACAACCUUUUCAAAUGGGUAGGGACCAUCCACGGAGCAGCUGGCACAGUAUAUGAAGACCUGAGGUAUAAGCUCUCCCUGGAGUUCCCCAGUGGCUACCCUUACAAUGCACCCACGGUGAAGUUCCUCACGCCGUGCUACCACCCGAAUGUGGACACCCAGGGUAACAUCUGCCUGGACAUCCUGAAGGACAAGUGGUCUGCCCUGUAUGAUGUCAGGACCAUCCUACUUUCCAUUCAGAGCCUGCUAGGAGAACCCAACAUUGAUAGUCCUUUGAAUACACAUGCUGCCGAGCUCUGGAAAAACCCCACAGCUUUUAAGAAGUACCUGCAGGAAACCUACUCAAAGCAGGUGUCUAGCCAGGAGCCCUGACCAGGGCUAUCCGGACUCUCCCUGUGUUAUUUUUUUUCCUUAGACAGUCUGUCCUUUCCUUAAUUUCUGUAUAGGACUCUGUAUCUUGAGCUGUGGUGUUAUUUUUGUUUUGUUUCUGUUUUUAAAUUAAGUCUCUGGUUGAGCCCUUGUGAUGUAUAUUAAAUAAAUACAUUUUGGUUGUUUUUUA
Messenger RNA from Lemur catta (Ring-tailed lemur), 840 nucleotides. RefSeq names its product ubiquitin conjugating enzyme E2 C (gene UBE2C). The transcript is spliced from 6 exons. Lineage: Eukaryota; Metazoa; Chordata; Mammalia; Primates; Lemuridae. The record is from RefSeq and is a predicted model, not a curated record. Bases 114 to 653 code for a protein of 179 amino acids.